Molecule: messenger RNA, 252 nt
Organism: Lactuca virosa
Lineage: Eukaryota; Viridiplantae; Streptophyta; Magnoliopsida; Asterales; Asteraceae
Source: the annotation of a GenBank genome assembly
AUGCCUCCAUCCACGACAACCAGUUCUCCUCCAUGGGCAUACAUCACAUACGCCGCUCCUGAAUUCCGCGUUCCCCAUGCAUACGAGUCACGGGCUGCUCAAUCGUCGGCAAUCGGUGGUGUAGGGAUGUCAAGUUUGACAGGUGUUGAGCAUAGUUAUGUCGGGCCUCUGUUCACUAGGGAUGGGAGAAGAACACGAAUGGGAAACUGCCCUGGUCUUGCUAGAAACAAAGAAGAAGAAACACAGAAGUGA